Molecule: messenger RNA, 1386 nt
Organism: Lynx canadensis (Canada lynx)
Lineage: Eukaryota; Metazoa; Chordata; Mammalia; Carnivora; Felidae
Gene: SPAG4
Product: sperm associated antigen 4
Exons: 12
Coding region: 1-1323 (440 amino acids)
Biological process (GO): nuclear envelope organization
Cellular component (GO): meiotic nuclear membrane microtubule tethering complex; nuclear envelope
Molecular function (GO): protein-membrane adaptor activity
Source: RefSeq, a predicted model, not a curated record
AUGCGGCGGAGCCCCCGCCUGGGCUCGGCGGCGUCCCCGCAUAAGCGCACGCCCAACUUCUACAGCGACAACAGCAACAGCUCAGUGAGCGUCACCUCGGGGGACAGCAGCGGGCACCGGUCAGUUGGGCCGGGGCCCGGGGAGCCCGAGGGCAGAAGAGCCCGGGGCUCGAGCUGCGGUGAGCCUGUCUUGAGCGCAGGAGUGCCCGGAGGAACCACAUGCGCUGGAAGCCCUCGGCAGAAGCCUGCGCCUCGGAGCCACAAAGGGCCGACCGCCUGUGGCGCGGCAACCGUGAGGGGCGGGGCCUCGGAACCGGCUGGCUCUCCCGUAGUCUCUGAGGAGCAGUCCGACCUUCUCCCGACCCUGGAUCUGAGGCAGGAGAUGCCUCCACCGCGCGUGUCCAAGAGCUUCUUGAGCCUGCUGCUUCGGGUGCUGAGCGUGUCGUUGUCCCUGAUAGGAGACGUGCUGGUCAUUGUGUACAGGGAGGUCUGUUCCAUCCGCUUCCUGCUCACGGCCCUGUCACUGCUGAGCCUCUUUCUGGCAGCACUCUGGUGGGGGCUGCUGUAUCUGGUCCCUCCUUUGGAGAAUGAACCUAAGGAGAUGCUGACUCUAAGCGAGUACCACGAGCGCGUGCGCUCCCAGGGGCAGCAGCUGCAGCAGCUCCAGGCCCAGCUCGAUAAACUACACAAGGAGGUGUCCAGCGUUCGCGCAGCCAACAGCGAGAGAGUGGCCAAGCUCGUAUUCCAGAGGUUGAAUGAAGACUUUGUGAGGAAACCUGACUAUGCGCUGAGCUCUGUGGGGGCCUCCAUCGACCUAGAGAAGACAUCACACGACUAUGAGGAUGCGAACACUGCCUACUUCUGGAAUCGCUUCAGCUUCUGGAACUACGCUCGGCCGCCAACAGUUAUCCUGGAGCCAGAUGUGUUCCCUGGGAAUUGCUGGGCUUUUGAGGGAGACCAGGGUCAGGUGGUGAUCCGGCUACCGGGUCGCGUGCAACUGAGCGACAUCACCCUGCAGCACCCACCGCCCAGUGUGGCACACACCGGGGGAGCCAACAGCGCCCCCCGCGACUUCGCAGUCUAUGGCCUCCAGGUUGAUGAUGAGACUGAAGUUUUCUUGGGGAAAUUCACCUUCGAUGUGGAGAAAUCAGAGAUUCAGACUUUCCACCUACAGAAUGACCCCCCAACUGCCUUUCCCAAGGUGAAGAUCCAGAUUCUAAGCAACUGGGGCCACCCCCGUUUCACAUGCUUGUAUCGAGUCCGAGCCCAUGGCAUGCGAACUUCAGAGGGAGCAGGGGACAGUGCCACGGGGGAACCCCAUUAAACAUGCUGAUUGUUGGAGUAGAGUGCAGGUCUGUGCUGAAAGAAGCUGGAAUCAUACUGAGGU